Molecule: messenger RNA, 3182 nt
Organism: Sciurus carolinensis (gray squirrel)
Lineage: Eukaryota; Metazoa; Chordata; Mammalia; Rodentia; Sciuridae
Gene: Eef2
Product: eukaryotic translation elongation factor 2
Exons: 15
Coding region: 94-2670 (858 amino acids)
Biological process (GO): translational elongation
Cellular component (GO): cytosol; ribonucleoprotein complex
Molecular function (GO): GTPase activity; ribosome binding; GTP binding
Source: RefSeq, a predicted model, not a curated record
CGUCAGCGUUCUCUUCCGCCGUCGUCGCCGCCAUCCUCGGCGCGACUCGCCUCGCUCGGAUCUGCCUGGGAGAAUCCACCGCCAUCCGCCACCAUGGUGAACUUCACGGUAGACCAGAUCCGGGCCAUCAUGGACAAAAAGGCCAACAUCCGCAACAUGUCUGUCAUUGCCCAUGUGGACCAUGGAAAGUCCACCUUGACAGACUCCCUGGUGUGCAAGGCUGGCAUCAUUGCCUCUGCCCGGGCUGGGGAGACUCGCUUCACGGACACCCGGAAGGACGAGCAGGAGCGCUGCAUCACCAUCAAGUCCACUGCCAUCUCCCUCUUUUAUGAGCUCUCGGAGAAUGACUUGAACUUCAUCAAGCAGAGCAAGGACGGCUCUGGCUUCCUCAUCAACCUCAUCGACUCCCCUGGGCACGUAGACUUCUCCUCAGAGGUGACAGCUGCCCUCCGCGUCACUGACGGUGCCUUGGUAGUUGUGGACUGUGUGUCAGGUGUGUGUGUGCAGACAGAGACGGUGCUGCGACAGGCCAUUGCCGAGCGCAUCAAGCCUGUGCUGAUGAUGAACAAGAUGGACCGAGCCCUGCUGGAGUUGCAGCUGGAGCCCGAGGAGCUCUACCAGACCUUCCAGCGCAUCGUGGAGAAUGUCAACGUCAUCAUCUCCACCUACGGCGAGGGCGAGAGUGGCCCCAUGGGCAACAUCAUGAUUGACCCAGUGCUUGGCACCGUGGGCUUUGGGUCUGGCCUACAUGGCUGGGCCUUCACCCUGAAACAGUUUGCAGAGAUGUAUGUGGCCAAGUUUGCUGCCAAGGGUGAGGGCCAGCUGGGGCCUGCUGAGCGGGCCAAGAAAGUGGAGGACAUGAUGAAGAAGCUGUGGGGAGACCGGUACUUCGAUCCAGCCAAUGGCAAGUUCAGUAAGUCUGCCACCAGCCCUGAUGGGAAGAAGCUGCCCAGGACGUUUUGCCAGCUCAUCCUGGACCCCAUCUUCAAGGUGUUCGAUGCGAUCAUGAAUUUCAAGAAAGAGGAGACUGCAAAGCUGAUUGAGAAACUGGACAUCAAGCUGGACAGUGAAGAUAAGGACAAAGAGGGCAAGCCGCUGCUGAAGGCUGUGAUGCGCCGCUGGCUGCCAGCUGGGGACGCCCUGCUGCAGAUGAUCACCAUCCACCUGCCCUCCCCGGUGACAGCCCAGAAGUAUCGCUGCGAGCUGCUCUACGAGGGUCCCCCAGAUGAUGAGGCUGCCAUGGGCAUUAAAAGCUGUGACCCCAAAGGCCCUCUUAUGAUGUACAUCUCCAAAAUGGUGCCGACCUCCGACAAAGGUCGGUUCUACGCCUUUGGACGUGUCUUCUCGGGGCUGGUGUCCACCGGCCUAAAGGUCAGGAUCAUGGGGCCCAACUAUACUCCCGGGAAGAAAGAGGACCUCUACCUGAAGCCCAUCCAGAGAACCAUCCUGAUGAUGGGCCGCUACGUGGAGCCCAUUGAAGAUGUGCCUUGUGGGAACAUCGUGGGCCUGGUGGGCGUGGACCAGUUCCUGGUGAAGACGGGCACCAUCACCACGUUCGAGCACGCCCACAAUAUGCGGGUGAUGAAGUUCAGUGUCAGCCCUGUCGUCAGGGUGGCUGUGGAGGCCAAGAACCCAGCUGACCUGCCCAAGCUGGUGGAGGGGCUGAAGCGGCUUGCCAAAUCUGACCCCAUGGUGCAGUGCAUCAUUGAGGAGUCUGGGGAGCACAUCAUCGCAGGUGCUGGGGAGCUGCACUUGGAGAUCUGCCUCAAGGACCUGGAGGAGGACCAUGCAUGUAUCCCCAUCAAGAAAUCUGACCCUGUGGUCUCAUACCGGGAGACGGUCAGUGAGGAGUCGAACGUGCUCUGCCUAUCCAAGUCCCCCAACAAGCACAACCGGCUGUACAUGAAGGCACGGCCCUUCCCCGAUGGCCUGGCGGAGGACAUCGACAAGGGCGAGGUGUCUGCCCGCCAGGAGCUCAAGCAGCGAGCCCGCUACCUGGCUGAGAAGUACGAGUGGGACGUGGCUGAGGCCCGCAAGAUCUGGUGCUUUGGGCCCGACGGCACUGGUCCCAACAUUCUGACGGACAUCACCAAGGGUGUGCAGUACCUCAAUGAGAUCAAGGACAGCGUGGUGGCUGGCUUCCAGUGGGCCACCAAGGAGGGUGCACUAUGUGAGGAGAACAUGCGGGGCGUGCGCUUCGACGUGCAUGACGUGACGCUGCAUGCGGAUGCCAUCCAUCGUGGAGGUGGUCAGAUCAUCCCCACCGCCCGCCGCUGCCUCUACGCCAGCGUGCUGACUGCCCAGCCUCGCCUCAUGGAGCCCAUCUACCUUGUGGAGAUCCAGUGUCCAGAGCAGGUGGUCGGUGGCAUCUACGGUGUACUGAACAGGAAGCGGGGCCACGUCUUUGAGGAGUCCCAGGUGGCUGGCACCCCCAUGUUUGUUGUCAAGGCCUACCUGCCUGUCAAUGAGUCCUUCGGCUUCACUGCCGACCUGAGGUCCAACACCGGUGGCCAGGCCUUCCCCCAGUGUGUGUUUGACCACUGGCAGAUCCUGCCCGGAGACCCCUUCGACAACACCAGCCGCCCCAGCCAGGUGGUGGCUGAGACGCGCAAGCGCAAAGGCCUGAAGGAGGGCAUCCCAGCCCUGGACAACUUCCUGGACAAGUUGUAGGCGGCUCUUCCCGGCGGCGGUUCGCCACCCCUGACAGGACUUGGCACAACACCCCACACCUAGUUCGACUGCAGCAACACGUCGUCCUCGCAUUCUCAAAUGACACCUGAGACUGUCCCCACACAGUGACGCUCUGUCUGAGGGGUUUCUGGGGCCCACUCCGUGCCAUCACUCAACGAUAACACUUGAUGCCGUUUCUCUAUUUAUUUCAGGAGUCCAAAGGCAGGGGAAAGGCCCUUUCUGAAGGGACUGUUUGGCUGGUGGGGUGGGGAGGCGGGGUGGGACACCCAGUGCUUUUAUUUCAGAUCAGAGGGAAACUGAAUCCAAAUGUCCAAAAGUUUAAAAUAAAUGCAUUAAGAGGUUUAUUAUGGCCCGAAGUGGCUUUUCCCCCAGAAAAGGGGAACAGGUGGAUAGAUGAUUCCUAGAAGGCAGGAAGUCCUGUGCGGUGUCACCGUGAGCACCUUCGGCUGUGUUAGUGCCAUUGGAAUAAUAAAUUGGGUAAUGGUGGUGAA